Molecule: messenger RNA, 2197 nt
Organism: Lolium perenne
Lineage: Eukaryota; Viridiplantae; Streptophyta; Magnoliopsida; Poales; Poaceae
Source: RefSeq, a predicted model, not a curated record
GGCCAUCGAGGAACAUGUGGAAGGUAGUAGGAGGAGCAGGAGGAGGGGUGCGAUCUACUCGGCCGAUCCUCCAAAAGUUUCACCACCCGGCCUUCUUCCUCUCUCUCUCGUUUUCUCCGGCAAUCAUUUGCGCCACCCUUCUUCUCUCUCCCAUGAGCCAUGAUCUAUUUAACAUGCGCCAACCUUUUGCUUCGCAGCUGCUUGUUGCCUGCAUAUAAUUCUGUUCCUUGGCUUGCUUCUCCUUUACUUACUCCUCCAUCAUCACCUUCCACGCGCGCGCCCUCUUGCUUUUACGCGCGCCACUACAAAAGACCUGAGACCAGUAUCACCUGCUGCAGCUCACAGAUCACAAUUCUCUUCGCUGCUCGUUCGAAGAAGAUCUAGCUAGAUAAUUUAGCAGCAGCGGGAUCUGCGCGCGCGCGCUGCAUCCGAUGGGCCUCGAGGUCGCGGAAAUCUCUGAACUGGCGGCGCUCCGGCCGAUCCAGACCACCACCGUGACCGGCGAGCUUGCCGCGACAGCGAGAGCGGCCGACCACGAUGCUGCCACCACUGCCGAGACUGGCUGCGUCACGCCGACGGCGAUCCGCACACGAGGUACGGCAGGAGGAGCCAAGGACGAUGUUGCCGCCGACGGCCUUGGGUGCGCUACGCCGACGGCGAGCGAACCCGUGGCGCCACCGCAGCGAGAUGGCGGUGUCGAGGACACCAUCUGCUACACUACCCCGACUGCGUGUCGAGCCACCGCCGCGCCGGUAGAGAUCUGUGACUUCGACGCCGUCCCUGCUGCUGCCGGCAACGCAGCCGCGGCGAGCUUCACCACGCCGACGUCGGACGAGAGCGCGCUGAGGCCGGCCACGGUGUGCCCGCCGGCGCCCCAGAGGCUGGCUCCGGCGCUCAAGAGGAAGCUGGCGCCGCUGCAGCAGCGGCUCUUCCACCCGGUGCCGCUCGACCUGGCAACCGUGUUCAAGCCCGCGCCGACGACGCCGCCUGCUGCCAAGAAGAUGAGGGCGCAUGUUGUGGAAUCAUCUCAGCUGCCACUGGGCACGUAAAAGUGACACUCUUUCUUUCGUUCCUUCUGCAGCCAUGACAUGCAUGGUGCCAUUCGCAUUGCUCACGCGCGCUCGCCCAAGCAUGUAUUUCCCUCUCUCUUCCUGUCCUCAUCGGCGGCGGCGAAGCGCGCGUCGUCACUCGCGUGGCUUCUUCUGCGGUUGCGUCGCCACCGUCAGGUUCUCGACUUCCUCCACGGCUGCCCACGUCCCGGAAGCAGACAGAAUCGACGGGCGCAGCGCCGAUGAAGACGAAGCGGGACGCCUACGGCGGCCCCGCCACUCCCUCUCGUCCUCCCCGACCAAUACGUACAAUGGGUGGCACGGCGCGUGUUCGGCGAUGUGCUGGAUAGGAUCACGUAGCACAAAAAGGUGCUCCCAUUACCGUGGAUUACGAUGAGGAGUAUACUAAUGAACUAAAACCAAAAGGAGGAAAAAAAAGAAAAGGAGGCCGAAUGAAGGGAUGAAAGAGAAGACGUAGUUGAAGAAGAAGGUCGAGCAAGAAAGAUUGAGGGAGAAGAUCGACGGGGUGAUGAAGUCCACACAAACACUGAUGGAUCAAAAAUUGGAAGCCAGAAAGGAGUUAGAGGAGAAGAAGCAACAAGAUAAGAUGACAAGGUGGCUUCGAACUAGAGAAGAUGAGAAGCACAUGAGGGACUGCAAAGAAUGUAAAAUCCAUCUCGAGGAGACCAAGAUUAGAAAUGACAUCAUUGCCAAGAAGAACCAUAUGAUGAUAUUGGAUCCAAAUGCAAUCGAUAUUCUAACAAGAGAGUGGUGGGAGAUGAGAAGGUCCGAGAUUGUGGAAGAAAGACGAGACGAUGACGCGACAAGAGCUGCUUCGGCGGUGGUGGUAGUGGUUACGGCGACGGUGUGGUGGCGCCGUGGCGGUGACGUCAACGGGUCUGGAGUUGCUUGAGUUGGCUAAUUUUUAACCAUACUUUUGUGCAAGAUUAGUCGGUGUUUCGUCUAUACUAUGCUAAUUUAAAUCAUCUAUAUUUGGAAUUUGAAAAUUGUUGAUACAUUGCUAUAAAACUCUAAACCAUUCAGUUUUACGUUAGAAGUAUAUGUGUACUCGGACGAAACUUAUACCGCAAAACAAGUUUGCGGUUUAAGUUUCGCGGAAUCCAUUAGAGUUGCUCUAAACCUGCAAC